Colletotrichum acutatum is the source of this 555-nucleotide messenger RNA. RefSeq lists its product as uncharacterized. The transcript has a single exon. The record is from RefSeq and is a predicted model, not a curated record. Lineage: Eukaryota; Fungi; Ascomycota; Sordariomycetes; Glomerellales; Glomerellaceae. The coding region runs from base 118 to 294 and encodes 58 amino acids.
AAAAAAGAGCGAAAGGAAUCGUGUCACAAAUUCCAACCAACUCCUCUCUCUCUCUCUCUCUCUCACUCUCCUCCCCCCAUACCCGCAUCCUUCAAAAGCCCGUCUGGCCCCCGAAAAAUGGCCAACCGAACCGAACCCCUCCUCGUCCCAGGGCCCAGGCAUCUUAACCCCCCCCCCCCCCAAGGCAAUCAUACCAGGGCAAACAUUUACGAGCACACCGAACUAGGCAGGGGGGGAACAAGUUGGAGUUGGUGUUGGAGCAAGAAGGAACCAACAGCAUAUGCACGUCUGUAAUUGCAGCUGUCAAAUUGGGAAUGUGAAGCGGCGUUUUCUGCAGAGGGCCCGCUAAUCUUUUUCCACUCUGGCCGCGCUAUGGAAUGACACGACCGGGGAGGGAAGCGAGCCGGGGGGUUGUAUGCAGGCCGGGCCGGCCCCCGGGUUAGUGGGCGAAGGAAAGUCGACUCCCUUAGCAGUAGGUUGGUGGACAAGCGCUUGAGUGAAGGAUAAGCGCUUCAAUGACUACUUGAACCGAGCUUGCUUGAUCGAUCCAGUAUG